Messenger RNA from Micropterus salmoides (largemouth bass), 4728 nucleotides. It is a transcript of the gene elna, whose product is annotated as elastin a. Gene Ontology annotation, molecular function: extracellular matrix structural constituent. Lineage: Eukaryota; Metazoa; Chordata; Actinopteri; Centrarchiformes; Centrarchidae. The coding region runs from base 232 to 3216 and encodes 994 amino acids. The record is from RefSeq and is a predicted model, not a curated record. The transcript is spliced from 50 exons.
CUAUUGGCAGGAGUGACCAGAAUAAAAACAGCAACACCAGACAUAGAGGAGGAAGAAAGCAAAGUGAGCCAUUGAACCAGAGUCUUUGCCCUCUCUUAAUUACAUUGAGUCCCAUAUCUUUUCCCUUUUUUCACCUUUUUUCCCACUCUUAAACACUUCGGGCUUGUGGUAAUUAGUUAGAAGAGAAUAAAACCAGCUGAUCGGGAGAGGGGUGGUGCAUUUUGGAGCGAGAUGGCUAACAGAAACAUUCUGUUGCUCUUCUGUGGACUCUUCCUCUUUGCACUGAUUCAGCCCUCUCUUCAAGGAGGUGUGUAUGUACCACCUGGUGCUGGGAUUGGACCCGGAGGCACUGGGCCAGGAACUGGAUUCUUUCCAGGGUCUGCUGGAGGAGUCCCCACCGGCUAUAAACCAGCUAAAGCUGCAGUAGGAGGUUAUGGAGGUGGAGGGCUUGGUGUGGGCCCAGGUUUUUUGGUGCCAGCAGGUGUUGGUGGCUUGGGCACCGGAGGACUGGGAGCGGGACAAGGUGGAAAGGCCCCUAAACCAGGUUAUGGCAAUCUAGGAGUCGGUGGUCUUGGAGGUGGUGGCCUGGGAGGUGGAGGCCAUGGAGGAGGAUAUGGUGGAUACGGAGGAGGCACUGGGGGCUUUUUCCCAGGAGUUGGACAGAAGGCUGCCAAAAGAGGUGCAGGAGGCCCUCUGCUUCCACAUGGAGGGACUGGAGGAAGUGUGCCUGGAGGCACAGGAACUGGAGCUGGAGUUCCUGCUGGAGGACCUGUUAUUCCUCAGACAGGCCUUCCUGGAGGGGCUGGUGGUGCUGCUGGAAAGAAAGCUGCCAAAGUGCCAGGUGUGGGUGUGCCUGGGCUUUACCAAGGUGGACUAGUGCCAGGAAAAGGGUUUAAUGGACGUGGAGUUCUGCCUGGGGUGGCCACUGGCACCGACCUGAAUUCCAAAUCAAUUGGAGGGGGAGGACAAGGAGGUCAAGGACCAGGAGGCCGUGUCUACAAUGGACAGAUGCAGCCAGGAGUGUUCCAUGGAUACCCCCUCAAAUCACCCCUCAAAGUGCAAGGUGGCUAUGGAGCAAAACCUGGAGGUGGCAAACUACCUUUUGGCUACGGUGGCUUUGGUACUGGACUUCCAGUAGGACAAGGUGGCCCUGGGUCAAGGCCUGGUUAUCCUGUUGGAACUGGCGUAGGGCCCGGAGGCAUCUCACCUGCUCAGGCUAAAGCUGCCAAAUAUGGUGUUGGUGGUGUUGGUGGUGUUGGAGGUGUUGGUGGCACUGGUGGCACUGGUGGACUGUAUCCAGGGCAGGUGCCAGGAGUAUAUGGAGCUGGGUCCAAGGCUGCUAAAUAUGGAGGAGUACCAGGAGGAGUACCAGGAGGUGUACCAGGAGGAGUACCAGGGGGUGUACCAGGAGGAGUACCAGGAGGAGUACCAGGGGGUGCACCUAUUGGAGUACCAGGAGGAGGUCCAGGUGGAUAUUCACCAGCUGCUAAAGCUGCUAAAUAUGGACUGGGAGGCACAGGUGGACAGUUAGGAACAGGAGGAUAUGGAGGACUAGGAGGCACAGGAGGACAGUUAGGAGGAUAUGGAGGACUGGGAGGAGGUGGAGGAUAUUCUGCUGCUGCCAAAGCUGCUAAAUAUGGAGUUGGGGGACUGGGAGGAACAGGAGGACUGGGAGGUACUGGAGGAUACUCUGCUGCUGCCAAAGCUGCUAAAUAUGGAGUAGGUGGAGUAGGAGGCACAGGACUGGGAGGAACAGGACUGGGAGGAACAGGACUGGGAGACACAGGACUGGGAGCUGGAGGAUACCCUGCUGCUGCUGCUGCUGCUGCUAAAGCUGCUAAAUAUGGUCCAGGUGGUGCAGGGGUUCUUCCAGGUGGUGGUGUAAGUGGAGGAGGAAUUCCUGGAAGAGUCCCAAUUUUACCAGGAUAUGGAUCUCUGGGGGCUGGUGCUAAACCUCCUAAAUAUGGAGUCCCAGGACCAGGCCUAGGAGGAGCUGGAGUUCUUGGAGGAGCAGGUCAGGUACUUCCUGGAGGUGGUGGCUAUGGUGGUUAUGGAGCUAAUGCAGGAGUGAAACCCCCGAAGUAUGGAGGAGCUGGAGCAGGGUUAGGAACCGGAGGACAUGGGGGGACAGGAGGAGUACCUAGUCUAGUACCAGGACUAGGAGGUGGACAAUACUCUGCUGCUGCAAAAGCUGCUAAAUAUGGGUUAGGAACAGGAGGAGGACCUGGAGGAGUUAGACCUGGAGGGGUUGGUGGUGAAGGAUAUCCAGGCGGUGUGAAACCACCAAAAUAUGGGGUCACUGGAGUAGGACUUGGCGUGCCAGGAGCUACUUCACUUACACCUGUCAGUGGUGUUCCAGAUGGCUCUGCUGUUGCGGUACCAGGUGGUACAGGUGUUGCUGGAAAACCAGCAAAGGAUGGAGGUCCUGUUGUAACCCCCCGACCAGAGCCCACGCCUAUUACCGCAGAGGUCCCACAGACCAGCGAUUUGGGGGGAAUUAUUCAGCCUAGUGGUGGCACCAGUGUAGGAGGAGUAGGUGUUGCACCCUCUGGAGUUGCAACUGGAGUCCAACAACCUGGAGGUGUUGGUGUUGGCACAGGUGGCAAAGCACCUAAACCAUUCAUUCCAGGUGGAGCAGGUUUUGGUCCAGGAGCAGGUGGAUAUCCUAUUGGUGGAUCCUAUGGAGUCCCUUAUGGUGUUGGUACCGGCACUGGAGUUGGACCUGGAGCUGGAACGUUGCCUGCAGCGAAGCCUUUGAAACCUCCAGUGGGUGGAGCAGGAAUCCCACUGGCAGCAGGAGGAUAUCAAGGGGGAUACUGGCCAUAUCAUCAUGGUUAUGGGCAGGGUGGGUUGACGUAUCCCUCUGCAGUUGGACUGGGAGGUGCUGGUGGUGGAGCUAAAGCACCCAAACCAGGCAAGGGGAGAAAUGGCAACAACUAUAGGAACAGAAACACUGGCUAUGGCAACCUCGGAGGUGGCAUUGGAUAUCAGCCAGGUGGGGUCCCUGUGGUUCCAGGUUAUGGAGGAGGUUACCCCCAACAGUACUACCAAGGUGGAUAUGUACCAGCCCCACUGACUCCUCAACAAGCCAAAGCAGCCAAGUACGGUCCAUUGCAGGGUUUCCUUGGUGGUGCAGGAGGAGGAGGAGGAGGAGGAGGAGUCUACAGAGGUGGAGUUGCAGGAUGCCAGGGCAAAUACUGUGGGAGGAGGAAGUAGAGGAUCACUUGAGACACAGCGUGACCUCAAGAAACCAUGGUGCUACUGCAUGAUCUAGAAUGUACAUUUUAUAUGCAAACAAACCCCAUUAGAAAAGUGUAAAGAUGUUGUUUUGUUUUUACUUACUUGACUUAAACGUCUGUUUUAAUACAAACCCACCGACCCAGAAUUUUGUACACGUUCUGAUGUGACGUAUGUUACUGAUAGUGCCUUUAAUCAUUAAUGUGGUCAAGUUAAUCAGCUUUAACUCCGCGCACUGCACCAGACAAAGAGUGUGUUUGUGUCAGCAUAUGUUUUUCUUGUGCAUGAAUGUGCGUGUGUUUUGUACUGUUGUGCGAAAGACUGUCUGAACAACCGGCUGCCAAUGUGACCUAUGAACGAUUUCCUCUUUGGUUUUAAUCCUAAAGCAAGGUGAGCUGUCCUUAGUGCUAAAGCCUGCACUGUCUCACCUUGUCAGGCAGAGCUUCUCUGUCAUGCCACAGGGGUUGGGUUGGUCGAGGCUUGUCCAAAAAUGGUUGAAAUCUGGCCAAUCUCAGAAUCGUUUCUGGCUCCCCGUCUUCUCCGCUGCUAUUUUUAGACCUGCUGGGUAUAAAGCAGCGGGAAUCGGGGCUCCGACCAACCCAUCUGCUCUCAGUAACUUUGCUGAUUCUAGUUGCUAUGCAGUUCAGUUUUCUCUGCAUUUUUAUUGUUGCCAAACCUGUGAUAUAUGAAGAGCAGCUUCUGCUCUGAGGAACAACAAUCAAAGAGUGUUUAAGUCAUUAAAGGAUGUUAAAAAACCACGGGAAAGCCUUUUAGUUCCAAGUAGAUUCAAAUGUAUUUCAGAUGCUACUCUGGCAUGUUGUAUGUAUCAUGUAUGUAUGAAUGUUUAAUUAUGUGUCGCUGUCCUGAAGUCUGGGAUGGAGCGCUUCUGUCUGUUUCAAAUGUUUAGUCUCAUUGCAGCAGUUAUUUACAUUUAUGUAACUUGUCAUUACAUGAUUAUUCAAGAUUUUGUUUUGCACCAUGAUUUGACUCAUAGCUUUAUUGUUAUCAGGAACGUGUGAACAUAAAACAAGAACAGUCCUUUGCUUCUGCAUUUAUUCACUGUUUAGAAUUGUAAUACAGAAUAAGACUUUGUUUAAUGGGUGUGUUUAUGUGUGGCAUAAGCUCCCAUUGUUCUUCAUUUACUUGAGCUGCUUUUAAAAAAGGCUUACUGACCAAAGGUUCAUGAGCGCUGUUGCCAAAGUGACUCCAUCUCUUUCUGUAACUGUGUACUGUAUUUUGUACUAAUUUGACAUUAACUGGCUUCAGUUCCUUUACUCUGUGCUCUGUAAGAACUAUCUUUGAGCCUCGCUGCGUCAGACCUUGUCUUUUGUGCCGUGGGAUACUCUUCAUCUUUAUUUAAAACUGUUUUUAUAAGGAGGAUCAGUGUGGUUUUGCACUUUUUAUAUUUCCACGACACACAUGUGACUUGUUCCUGGAUAUCCCAGCAUUUUAUUUGCUUCAUUAAAUAACAAAAUAAAAUGUGUUAAAAUA